AUGCCACCUAUCACUCCGGAAGGAAGAAAGCGUCGCCUCAAUAGCGAGGACAGGAGCAAGCCUACCAAAACAGUCGCAUACGUGCUCAACCACCGACUGCCCACAGCCGCGGCGGCGCGCUCGAAGUAUCGUCCAGUGUCGAUACACCAUCAGAGGUCCCAGGCUGCAUACGGAUUCUUCACCGACCAUGUAGCCUGCGACGAUGUUAUCGCCAAAGACUUCAUGCAGGCCAGCACCUUCAAUACGUACCUCAAGUCUGAGCUUCGCCGGCACCCACCAGGGAGUAUGGCCAUCAUCUACCUACAUACUCAGAAGGCUGGCCUCAACGGCAAAGAAUGGGGAUUGUCAGUAUAUUCUGAAUAUCGCGCUAUUUGACCUUGCUGACCUGUCCUGACAGCUUCUUGGAUGGGCUUACGCUCGAGCGCGUCAUUCUAUACGAUUCGGUCCAAAUCAUGAUUGAAUCUGGAAUUCACUGUGUAUUUCUUUUUGACGGAUACAUUCCGGAGCGUUUCAAAGAUGCAUGGAAGUCAAAAGAUUGCGACAGCCAUGUCGAAAUCAUCGCUAGAGGCGAAAUGAUGCAAAUGACUGACGAGAGCCGGAUGGAAGAUGACAAGGGUGACUUCUCUACCUGCCUGUUCGAGGAUCUCGACACCUUCGUGACCGAAAUCGAUACCACCUAUUCGAGAUAUCACAAACCACUCUCAAUUGCGGAAUUGCUCAGCAGGAAUCCGAAUAUGUCUUGCAAUAUACGCCGCAAAUGGGUCGACCGCGACAGAAGCCGCUACCAUGGCUGCAAGAUCGUGGAGCGCGCGCUCAUGCUACCCGACGAGAUUCGAGAACUCGGUAAGAUCCAAUUCUAUAGCGUGAGGAUCCAAGGACCGACGAAGAAUCGAAAAAUUCUUGGGCCUCAGGCGGAAGGCCGUCCCCAGAAGGAGGAUCGCGAGGCUUCUGCAAAUGUCGAGGACGAAGCUAUCUUCAUGGAAGAAGAAGAAAUCGUGCCUGGACGCAGUACUGUGGACUCAGCCAAGGAGGACGACUGCGAUGAUUCCCUUCUUUGA
Messenger RNA from Lecanosticta acicola, 1058 nucleotides. The record is from the annotation of a GenBank genome assembly. NCBI's taxonomy places the organism in Eukaryota, Fungi, Ascomycota, Dothideomycetes, Mycosphaerellales, Mycosphaerellaceae.